This is a messenger RNA of Mesocestoides corti, 540 nucleotides long. The record is from the annotation of a GenBank genome assembly. NCBI's taxonomy places the organism in Eukaryota, Metazoa, Platyhelminthes, Cestoda, Cyclophyllidea, Mesocestoididae.
UUGAGGGGUCGUGGCAUGGCUGACAUUUCCAGGACUCCCGACUUGAAUGUCCACGCUGACGCAUUCUGCUGUUUAGUUGAGGAAAACAUUUUCUUUCAACUUCUCAGGGAGGCCGCUAGGGAGUGUCGUCGUAAGAAGAAGGAGUACGUGCGCUGUCUUGAGCGUCAGGUGACCAUUCUGCAGAACCAAAAUCACCAGCUCAUUGAAGAGUUGCAGAAGAUGAAAGCACUGUGCGCGGGGAGUACACACGUAUAUUCAGCUAGCUCUCGCUAUCGCGAGAUUCGUACGGCCCGUUCGUGGACCGCCGUGCUCCAACCACUCCCCCCAUGUCCGCGCCAAUUUUAUAUCGUACAGCCACACCGACCUCUAAUAAUGCUAUUAUCGUGUGUAACCCCAUCGUUCCUACUUUCAAAGUGCCAUAAGGUAAAUUACCUCUCCUGUCUUUUUUUUCUACUAAAUUCGUUGCAUCCCAUUGCCGUGAUUACGCAUCAGAUGCGAGUUACUUCGUGGUAUCACGUGCGACCGAUGGAAGGCUGUUGA